Messenger RNA from Zophobas morio, 704 nucleotides. RefSeq names its product microtubule nucleation factor SSNA1-like. Gene Ontology annotation, cellular component: centrosome; ciliary basal body. Bases 150 to 548 code for a protein of 132 amino acids. Lineage: Eukaryota; Metazoa; Arthropoda; Insecta; Coleoptera; Tenebrionidae. The record is from RefSeq and is a predicted model, not a curated record. The transcript has 3 exons.
UUUUAUAAUUCCCGCCAAUUCGCGCAGCCGCACGCUAUUGGUUGCCACAUACCCACACCUUCCAUUGGCCUAAUUUAAAAUCAAAACAAAGUUUCUCCAGCAAGAUCCAACUUCAAAAUUUAAAGUGUUGAAAACCGAAACAAUUUUCCAUGAAACGUAAUAACAUGUCUCAACAUGGUGCAACACUACAGACAUACAACCAAGAAUUAGUAAAAUGCCUGGAAGACUUAAGAACAAAAAGAAAGGAUUUAUUGCAAGUGGUCCAGCAGGAAGAACAGGAGAAAGCAACCAUUGAAAAAAACAUCGAAACUUUACAAGACAAACUUUCGGGCGUGUGUGACAAUCUGGAAAAACAUAAAACACUAUGUGAGAGUUAUGAUAGGACGAUACGCGAUACUGAAGCCGGAUUUAAAAAGCUUUCUAAAAUGAUGGCAGAGGAAAAGCACAAAGUACCGAAAACAUGUAAAGGAGCUGCAAAGGAAUCAAAGAGGCCAACAAUUCAGAAGGCAAAGUCUAAAAAGUAUGACUUAACUAUGCAGAAGCUUUGAACUACAACAUUACGUUAUUGGAAAAUAUUAAACAGAACAGAAACAGUACAGCUUGUAUAUUAAUUUUUUUCUAUAAUUUAAAAUAAAAAAACAUAGUAUAAUGCAGUAUUCGAUCGUGGUUCUGAAAAAUUUAACUGUUAUUGUGAGUUGAAGUGG